GUGUGAUCCAGGCUGGGAGGGCGAGUACUGCGAGGAGUGCGUGCGCAUGCCGGGGUGUCUUCAUGGGACAUGCCACCAGCCUUGGCAGUGCAUCUGCCACACCGGCUGGGCUGGCAAGUUCUGUGACAAAGACAUACACAUCUGCGAACACCAGUCCCCAUGCCAGAAUGGGGCUCAGUGCAUCUACGAUCGAGAUGGGGAAUACUCAUGCUUGUGUCCAGAAGGUUUCCACGGGAAGGACUGUGAGAUGAAGACAGGGCCAUGUGAGAAGGCAGGGUCUCCAUGCAAGAAUGGUGGACAAUGUCAAGAUGAAAACGGCUUUGCCAGCAACUUCUCCCAGCACCUCCCCUGCCGGUGUCUUGCUGGCUUUGUGGGGGCUCUCUGUGAGCACAACGUGGAUGACUGCCUGAUGCGCCCCUGUGCCAACGGUGCCACCUGCCAUGAUGGCAUCAACCGCUUCUCUUGCCAGUGCCAGAUCGGCUUUGAAGGGCGUUUCUGCACCAUCAACAUCAAUGACUGCGCCAGCCAGCCAUGCAAAAACGGGGCAAAGUGCUACGACCGCAUCAAUGACUAUGACUGCUUGUGUCCUGAUCGUUUCACUGGCAAAACCUGCGAGAUCUCCGUCCCUGAGCCCACCUGGUCUCCUCCCUACCACACUGCAAACCUUGAGAAUGGUGGGGGUGUGAAAAGCACCACCAGCGAGAUGCCGGGGGUGACGCAACCAGAGCCUGCCAGGACCGCGGUCACAGGGCGGCGUGUGGCCAACCACAGUGAGAAAGAGACGGGGGGAGGGUUGUUGAAAAUCUCUGUGAAGGAGGUGGUGACCCAAAGGGACUCGGGGCUGAGUGAAGCCCAGCUGGUGACAGUGCUGGUGUUUGGAGUGCUGACAGUGGUGCUGGUCCUCAUCACUGUCCUGCUAAUGCUGAGGAACUGGCAGAGGGGCCGUCAGAGGUCGAACUGGUGCCAAAGCCCUUCUCAGGCUGCAAGGAAGCUCCAAGACCAGGAGUGUCAGGUGGGCAUGCUCAACACCAUCUUGAUUGAGCCAAGGAAGACAACAGAGCUGUGAGCUGCAAGGACUCUGAACCAGGCCCUGGCAGGUUGUCAUGCUGGCAAACCCCUCGAACUGCACCCUGGGGAGCCACACUGGCACCAACUGGGCAGUGGGAAAGGGCUCCCAGGGCAGGGAACACAUCAACAAAACCCUGGGUGUUGAGCAUUGGUGUGGUGGCCCUGCCUGGGUCUGAGCUGUCUCCUGCCCGGCUGGCUCAGCUGGCACCCACAGGCACCUGAAAGCAGGGCUGUGUUGGGCCAGCCCUGCAGGGGAGGGAUGGCGUGCCGCUUGCAGCAGCCCAUUCCGUGCAUACGUGAGUGCUCAGAAACAGGACAGGUAGUGCUGAGGAGGGCACAGCCCUCUUGCAAGCCCAAAUACUGCCAGGCCCUUUGUAACUCCUCUCUGUGACUACUGGAGGGGGCUCUGCUGGUGUCAGGAUGUUUCUUCUGGGGCCUUUGGGACAGUUGCAGUUGCAUGGGGCUCCCUGCCGCAGUACUGGAUGGGGUGGUUCCGGGCUGUUUCUGGAGGCUGUCAUUUCAGAUGCCAUGUCCCUAGGGGGUGAGCAAACACCCUUGCUCCCUGACCUUGUGGUUCUGUGAGCCAGUUCAAAGAGACUC
Acanthisitta chloris (rifleman) is the source of this 1668-nucleotide messenger RNA. It is a transcript of the gene DLK2, whose product is annotated as delta-like 2 homolog (Drosophila). The record is from RefSeq and is a predicted model, not a curated record. Gene Ontology annotation, biological process: heterophilic cell-cell adhesion; establishment or maintenance of epithelial cell apical/basal polarity. Gene Ontology annotation, cellular component: plasma membrane; protein-containing complex. Lineage: Eukaryota; Metazoa; Chordata; Aves; Passeriformes; Acanthisittidae. Gene Ontology annotation, molecular function: calcium ion binding.